Messenger RNA from Neoarthrinium moseri, 2631 nucleotides. RefSeq lists its product as uncharacterized. The transcript has 4 exons. Gene Ontology annotation, molecular function: protein serine/threonine kinase activity; protein tyrosine kinase activity; ATP binding. NCBI's taxonomy places the organism in Eukaryota, Fungi, Ascomycota, Sordariomycetes, Amphisphaeriales, Apiosporaceae. Bases 1 to 2631 code for a protein of 876 amino acids. Gene Ontology annotation, cellular component: cytoplasm; nucleus. The record is from RefSeq and is a predicted model, not a curated record. Gene Ontology annotation, biological process: peptidyl-serine phosphorylation; peptidyl-threonine phosphorylation.
AUGGAUCAAUGGCAGGGCUACCCAGAAGCGGCCGGCGCUUCGCAGCGGAGGUACAACGGCAACGGACAGCGAGACUAUGGCCAGCACCCCAGCCAGGUCCAACAGUCCCCCGGGGGUUUGAGAUACGACCAGUACGGGAACCUGACCCAAAGUAGCGCAUCGUCGCCCAUGUCCACCCCGCAGUUGCGCGACGGCAACGGCGACGUCCCCAUGGCCGACGCCCACGAUGCCUACGGCGCCAUGAAGUACCCCAUGCGCCCCCAUCACCAGACUCAGCUCUCUGGCGGCCGUCCUGCCGCUAUGAACCUGCACUCGUCAGAGCCCUCGGCCGCCGCCCAGCGCUACUCGCCCAUGGAGGUCCUCUCCCCAACCUCGCCCUACCCGCCCAAGUCGGCCGGCGGCCAGUUCUCGCCUCAUCGACAGUCGCCCACCCGAGCCGGUAGCGAUUACGCCUCGAGCCCCUACUACAACAGCAGGCAAGGCUCGCAACUGCCGCCUCUCGCCUCUUAUCAGGACGGUCAUCAAUCGUCGACUGUGUCCGCACUCGACGGCGCCGUUAACGACCCCAAGUCGCCCAGACGCGGGUACCAGCCGGCCGGACCGCCGGAGCUGCGACCUGUGCCGGAGUUCAAGAAGGUCAGAGGCGUCAAUGACCUGAGGCCCAAGGUCAACAACCAACCGGCUUUUCGCAGGGCUGACCCGGAGGGAGGCUUCAUCAGCCCCCUCAAAGCUCUUACCACGCAACUACCAGCAACAUAUCGCAUCUGCAACCCCAGUUUCAAAUACGAAUCGUCUCGCAACCCACGCCGCGUGCUCACCAAGCCGAGCAAGGGAGUCAAGAACGAUGGAUACGAUAAUGAAGACAGCGACUACAUUUUAUACGUAAACGAUAUCUUGGGCUCGGAAGAGGCAGGACACAAGAACCGUUACCUGAUCCUCGACGUGCUAGGCCAGGGUACUUUUGGACAGGUCGUCAAGUGUCAGAACUUGAAGACCCAGGAGGUUGUGGCCGUCAAGGUCAUCAAGAACAGGACGGCGUACUUCAACCAGAGCAUGAUGGAGGUCUCGGUUCUUGACCUGCUCAACACCAAGCUGGACAAGAACGACGAUCAUCACUUGCUGCGGCUCAAGGACACCUUCAUUCACCGACAGCAUCUCUGCUUGGUCUUUGAACUAUUAAGCGUCAACCUUUACGAGCUUAUCAAGCAGAACCAGUUCCGCGGGCUUAGCACAACUUUGGUUAGGGUCUUCGCCCAGCAGCUGCUUAAUGGGCUUGCCUUGUUGAACAAAGCCCGCCUCAUUCAUUGCGAUCUGAAGCCAGAAAACAUCCUGCUGAAGAACCUGGAGAGCCCGAUCAUCAAAAUUAUUGAUUUUGGCUCGGCAUGUGAUGAGAGACAGACCGUUUACACCUAUAUUCAGUCCAGGUUUUACAGAUCUCCCGAGGUCCUGCUCGGUCUCCCCUACUCAUCCGCAAUCGACAUGUGGUCGCUCGGCUGUAUCGUAGUCGAGCUGUUCCUCGGAUUGCCCUUGUUCCCUGGAUCUUCGGAGUACAACCAGGUCUCGCGAAUCGUCGAGAUGCUCGGCAACCCUCCGAACUGGAUGAUUGAGGUCGGUAAGCAGGCCGGUGACUUUUUCGAGAAGCGCCAGGAUGAGUUUGGUCGCAAAACGUAUCAUCUCAAGAGUAUGGAGCAGUACUCUAGAGAGCGCGGUACCAAGGAACAACCAAGCAAGAAGUACUUCCAAGCCAACACGCUCCCGGAGAUCAUCAAGUCUUACCCAAUGCCGCGGAAGAACAUGAAGCAGAGUGAAAUCGACAGAGAGAUGAAUAAUCGAAUCGCUUUCAUCGAUUUUGUCAGGGGCUUGCUGACGAUCAGCCCUCUGGAGAGAUGGUCGCCUCAGCAGGCCAAACUCCACCCCUUUAUCACCCAGCAGAAGUUCACUGGUCCAUUUGUACCGCCGAUGAACUUGAAGGCCAGCUCUCUGAACCGGACGCCAGCUCCCGGGACCCAGCAGCAGCAGCAAGCGGCUGAACUUAGCAAGCAAAGGGCGCAAGCAGCACAAGCCCAGGCUCAGGCCGCGGCGCAGGGAGCUUACUCCAUGCAACAAAGUCCAGGAUAUCCCCAGUCACCCCACGGACAGCCCUCCAUGUAUCCUAACAACAUGUAUUCGCCUGGGGGCUCUCACGUUGGUGCACCACCUGCCUACGGCACACCCCAACAAGGGGGUUACGGCCAGAUGGUCAUGGGCCAACAACCCGCCCAAAUGCCCGCCGCCAACUACGCAGGUGUGCCGGCGCAACCCAACCUGUACCAGCAGGCUACCGUCCGAGCUGGCCGGCAGCGUGCCUCGACCAUGGAUCAGCAGCAGAAUGGAAUUCCGGCUACCAUCCAGAGGGUUGCCAGCCACCUUGACCCGAACCAACCCAUCCGGCUUCAGCCCAGCCCGGCAUACUACCCACCGCCUGCCGAUGGCAUGGGCAUACCCGACCCCGGUGCGGGUAGAGUAGCCGGGAGGAGAGACAGCAGGGCACAGCGCGGUGGCGCCAGAGGCAACCGCGACUUUAUCCGCAACCUGGAGGAGCGAACACUCGAGGAGGGAUUCAUGGGAAGCGGUCAGAGUCCUUGGCAUUGA